CCAACCCCAGAUCACAGUCUCUGCGCCUCUCUAUCACACGAGCACGAGCCUCCUCUCCACUCAAUCUCUCCAGCUCUUCGCCACCUCCUCUCUCUGAGUCCCUCACGGUGUCGUCCCUGGCCUUCCUCCAUCGCAGCCGCCGCUCACUUGACGGCAACUCUACUUCAGCAACGCCUCUGCUCAGCGAAGCCGACGACGACUCUGCUCUGUAGCCGGCCGCCUUGCAAUAAUUGCAUAAUGCAGUCAAACAUGGCUUUAUCUUCGAUGGAAGUAGAAGCUCCCCCUUCUGAGGCAAAACCAUUACCUCCAAAGCCAAAGUUCGAGCCUUUGAAGCCUCAUGAGAUGUCGGAUGGUCAGGUUCAGUUCAGGAAGGUGUCUGUUCCACAGCAUCGCUACAACCCUCUCAAGAAAGCAUGGAUGGACAUCUAUACUCCCAUAUAUGAACAGAUGAAAAUUGACAUCCGCAUGAAUUUGAAGGCUCGGAAGGUUGAACUGAAGACAAGGCCAGAUACACCCGAUAUUAGUAACCUGCAAAAAUGUGCUGAUUUUGUCCAUGCUUUCAUGAUGGGCUUCGACGUCAUAGAUGCCAUCGCUCUACUCCGUAUGGAUGAACUCUAUGUCGAGUCCUUUGAGAUCAAGGAUGUUAAGACACUUAGAGGUGAUCACUUGUCUCGCGCUAUUGGAAGAUUAUCUGGUAAAGGCGGUAAAACUAAGUUUGCAAUCGAAAAUGCAACUAAGACAAGGAUUGUGAUUGCUGACACCAAAAUACACAUUUUGGGGUCAUUUUCCAACAUCAAAAUGCAGAGAGGUUUUGAUCUUCCUAGUCAUGAUACUGGAUUUUUUUUGGGUCUAAUUCUAUAG
Messenger RNA from Arachis duranensis, 861 nucleotides. RefSeq lists its product as uncharacterized. Gene Ontology annotation, molecular function: RNA binding. The record is from RefSeq and is a predicted model, not a curated record. NCBI's taxonomy places the organism in Eukaryota, Viridiplantae, Streptophyta, Magnoliopsida, Fabales, Fabaceae. The coding region runs from base 238 to 861 and encodes 207 amino acids. The transcript has 2 exons. Gene Ontology annotation, cellular component: nucleolus.